AAAUCACGAUGAUGAAGAAGAGCACCCGCAGUAGCAGGUGGAGCGAAGAUUUUCUUGCAAUCGGAGAAGUUUGAUUCUGCUGUUGGAAUCAGGGAUGGCUGCUUCAGCGAUGGACGGCGUAGCAGCGGCGGCGCUUAGAUCGGUGCUGCAGCGUGUGCAGCUGGCAGCCGAGCGCUGCGGCCGCCGGUCAGACCGGGUUCGCAUCGUCGCCGUGAGCAAGACGAAGCCAGUACCUAUUAUCCGCCAAGUUUACGACGCCGGCCACCGCUGCUUCGGCGAAAAUUACGUGCAAGAACUCGUCGAGAAAGCUCCUCAGCUUCCAGAUGAUAUAGAGUGGCAUUUCAUUGGGAAUUUACAGAGAAAUAAAGUUAAGCCUCUCCUCACUGCUGUUCCAAAUCUCUCCAUGGUGGAGAGCGUCGAUGAUGAGAAGAUAGCGAAUCAGCUCGACCGUGUGGUUGGAAACGUUGGAAGAAAACCUUUGAAGGUUUUGGUUCAAGUGAAUACAAGCGGAGAAGAAACUAAAUCUGGCGUUGAACCAGAUGGGUGUGUGAGGCUCGUCAAACAUGUAACCUCGAGCUGCCCCAACCUCGAAUUCCAUGGCCUGAUGACAAUCGGAAUGCCUGACUACACUUCCACCCCCGAGAAUUUUAAGACGUUAGCGAAAUGCAGAAGCGAGGUAUGCAAGGCUCUUGGAAUAUCCGAAGAACAAUGUGAGCUCUCAAUGGGCAUGUCUGGUGACUUUGAACUUGCAAUUGAAAUGGGCAGUACAAAUGUUAGAAUUGGAUCAACUAUAUUUGGACCAAGGGAAUACCAUAAGAAGCAAUCAAACUAGCUACUAUCCAACAUAGUACCCAAAGCGAUAGUCCCCCCCCCCCCCGGCUACUUGACCGAGCUGGAUAGAAAGAAUCUCAAAUCUGUGUCACUAGACUACAAGAUUUUUGACAAAUGCAUUUAUAGAUUUCAAGUAAUCAAAACAGUUUCGCACUUUAUUUUUUUCUGUUUCCUCUUUCUUUUAUAGAUUUCAUUUUUCAUUUUGGUUGGUGUGGCUAAUGUGGUUAACCAACUCCUAGCACCCCUCCAUGGAGAUUGUUUUCAGAUCAUUGUAGCAAAAUAAUAUAAGAAUGUUACAAUGUGAAUUCAAGCAUCAUCUAAUGAGAA
Messenger RNA from Ipomoea nil (Japanese morning glory), 1158 nucleotides. Its product is annotated as proline synthase co-transcribed bacterial homolog protein-like. Bases 95 to 832 code for a protein of 245 amino acids. Lineage: Eukaryota; Viridiplantae; Streptophyta; Magnoliopsida; Solanales; Convolvulaceae. Gene Ontology annotation, molecular function: pyridoxal phosphate binding. The transcript is spliced from 7 exons. The record is from RefSeq and is a predicted model, not a curated record. Gene Ontology annotation, cellular component: intracellular anatomical structure.